GCGGCGGCGGCUGCGCUCGGUGUGUCGUGGGGGGAGCGGCGCAGGCUGGCAGCGGGGGGGCUGUUGCGUUAGGCUGAUAAAAUGCAAUUGCACGGAACCGCUGGCUGUUUGACGGGCAGAGAAGCGGGGGUGCAGAGGGCUGCCCCCCCGGAGAAUUUAGCGACCAGCAGCCCUGUCUCCUCUUCAUUGAACGGGCGCUGAAGUGCAUGGGGAGCAGCAAAGGGUGUAAACACCCUGAGCUCCCCUAGGCCCAGGGAACAGUGAGACGAGGCUGCGAGGUCUCCGACGUUUGAGGACCCCCGGGCCCGGGGUCGUUGAGCGGGCUUGGGGAGGUGGGGUCGGGAGCGCUGCACUGAAUUGCCCCCAGCGAAUUGUACGUGGGGAAUUGCAUUUCAUGGCCGUGGAGACAGGUCUCGUCUCCGGGCUGCUGUUUUAACGAGAGCUUGCUUUGCACCUGUCUGAAAGUUGUGCAUCUCUCUUCUCUCCAGGGCAAAAAAAGGAAAAACGACUGGAAGCGGGCUGGGGGGGACGGGGACGGGACGCACCGCGGAUGAAAUUUACCAGCAAGUGGGAAUUAACUAGGAUGGUUGUAGAAGGAGCAGGAGCUCUGGUUUCGCGAGGAAACUUAUUGUGAGGAAAGACUUUGUGUGGGCUGGACGGUCCGCAGCCUCCUGGAGCCCGUCGCCAGAGCUGAGUGAGCAAAAGGCAAUUCCUGCUUAGGCGGGGAGCAGCCCCUCCUUGUUUGCUGGCUCCUGGGGACUGUUCUUCCUGGCUUUUCUCUCCCUGGCUCCUCGGGCUGCGGAGCCUUCACGCCCCACCGUGAAGGGGGCUUUCCGGCUACCAGAGGCGCCCGAGAGGAUGUGAAAGCUCGAGGCUCCAGGGCGGUGGUGCCGCGCCAGGGAGCUGCUCACAACGCAGAGAACUGGGGGCAAGUCCGCAAAGAGGGGACGGGAACUUAAUGGGCGGGGGGGAGACCUGAAGCGGCUGCCAGCGGGGGAGGGCGGCUGCAGACGCGCUCUGGGACAAAGGCGAGGAGCGUCCUGCAUGCAACAGCCUUUCCUGGCGUUGGACGAGCCGCGGAUCCCCUGCUGCGGAAAUGCUGCAGCGUGAAUCCCCCUUCUUCGACCGAGCAGCGAUCGCAGCGCUCCGGACGCCUCCUGUCUAGUCCCGGAGCCCGCCCGAAACCGGCCGCCGGACUGGGAUAGCGGCAGAGAGCGGCGCGGCAGCUCACCCCAUCCCCGCGCUCCGCAGCGGCCCGGCGGGAUGAUGGAUUUGCCGGCAGCUUCAUGCCAGACCGGGGGACUCUGAGUCGCUGCCCAGCGCCCUGCAGACGCCUGUGCGCGGGGAAGGGAAGGGGGCGGCCGCAGCCGAGCAUCCCAGCCCAGCCUGCCAGCUCCGCUCGCCUCCAGGCACCGUCCCCAGCCGCGGGAGCCCGGCGGCGGCGACAGAGCCCAAGCGGUGGGCGUGUGAAGCUCCGUCCCUGAGCAGCUCCCCUCUGCCCAGUCUGCUCCACGUGUCAGCCCCUCUCGCUGCCGGCCCGGGAGAAGUGGGGAGCCCCCGGGCGGCGCAGGGGCAAGCGUCCAGCGCUCCGCACUGACUCUGCUGGACCCCGGGGCUCCUCUGCUGUCUCUGCCGGACCCUCCGGCGCCUCCCGGCUCCACAGCAGCCUCCCGCCCGAGCCGGUGCUCGCCCCCCCACUCAGCGCCCCGUGAGCCGGUGCCCGGGGCGCCCUCCCCGGCCGUGCCCAUGCUGCUGCUGCGGAAGCUGCCGGGGAUGCCGGGCUGGCCGGCGGCCCUGGGGCUGCGGCUGCCGCAGAAGUUCCUCUUUCUGCUCUUCCUCUCGGGCCUGCUCACCCUCUGCUUCGGGGCCCUCUUCCUGCUGCCCGACUCCUCCCGCUUCAAGCGCCUCUUCCUGCCCCGCCGCGCCGCCGCCGCCGCCGGGGACCCCGACCUGCCCCGCAGCCCCCCGGCCGCCGCCGAGCCCCGCCAUGCCAGCCCCGCCGCCCCGCGCCGCCUCCGGGACAAGCUCCGCGCCGCGGCCCGCCUGGGCGCCCCCCCGGCCCACACCGCCGCCUCCGCCGGGGGCAGCCCGCAGCAGGUGCAGCCCGGGGCAGGGGGCGCCGAGGCGGGGACGGACUCGGCGCCUGCCGCCCCCCGCCAGACCCGAGCCCCGUUCGGCUUCGACUACGAGACAUUCCGCCGCAGCCUUCGCCACCCGGUGCUGGGCAGAGGCGGCGGCGAGGAGCCCGAGACCCGCGCCCGCAGGCUGAAGAUCAGAGAGAUGAUGAAGUUUGCUUGGGAUAACUACAGACGAUAUGCAUUCGGAAAAAAUGAACUUCGACCACUAACUAAGAAUGGACACAUUGGUAACAUGUUCGGGGGCCUUCGAGGGGCUACCAUAGUGGAUGCCUUAGAUACUCUGUACAUCAUGGAGCUUGGGGAGGAAUUCCAAGAAGCGAAAAGCUGGGUGGAGAAGAGCUUGGACUUGAAUGUGGUAUUCAAGAGCAAAGCUCUAGAACUUGGAGAGAAACUUCUACCAGCCUUUAACACCCCCACUGGUAUCCCACGAGGUGUCAUAAAUCUGGGCAGUGGCAUGAGCUGGAGUUGGGGGUGGGCCUCUGCAGGAAGCAGUAUCUUAGCAGAAUUUGGCACCCUGCAUUUAGAAUUCCUGCACCUCACGGAGCUCUCUGGAAACCCAGUGUUUACUGAAAAGGUGAUGAACAUCCGCAAAGUCCUGAACAGAAUUGAGAAACCGCAGGGCCUGUAUCCUAACUUUCUCAGUCCGGUCACUGGGAACUGGGUCCAGCACCACGUCUCCAUUGGGGGCCUUGGGGACAGCUUUUAUGAAUAUCUGAUCAAAUCCUGGCUGAUGUCAGACAAGAGAGACACUGAAGCUAAAAAGAUGUAUAAUGAUGCACUAGAGGCUAUAGAAAAACAUUUGGUUAAAAAAUCUGCCGGAGGAUUGACCUACAUUGCAGAAUGGAGAGGUGGCAUCUUGGAUCACAAAAUGGGCCAUUUGGCUUGCUUCUCUGGUGGCAUGAUAGCCCUUGGAGCAGAACAAGCAGCAGAAGAGAAAAAGCAACAUUAUAUGGAUCUAGCCGCAGAGAUUACUCACACGUGUCAUGAAUCCUAUGCACGCUCAGAUACCAAGCUUGGCCCCGAAGCUUUUCGCUUUGAUUCUGGAACGGAAGCCGUGGCCACCAGACUCAGCGAGCGCUAUUAUAUACUGCGCCCUGAAGUGGUAGAAAGCUACCUGUACAUGUGGAGGCUGACCCAUGAUCCGAAAUACAGACAGUGGGGCUGGGAAGUUGUAAAGGCACUGGAAAAAUAUUGUAGAGUAGAAGCAGGCUUCUCCGGGAUCCGAGAUGUUUAUACCACCACCCCAAGCCAUGACAACAUGCAACAGAGUUUUUUUCUGGCAGAGACAUUAAAGUACCUCUAUCUUCUGUUCUGUGAUGAUGAUGUGCUGUCUCUGGAAGACUGGGUAUUCAACACGGAAGCCCACCCACUGCCGGUGAACCACACGAACCUUAAAGCUAAAGCAAGCGUGCAAUAAUGAUGCUGUUACUCAAGCGCCCUACUUCGGCGGCACUCUCUAGCGGGUUACUGCAUUUCCUUUCCAUUAAAGGAAUUAGCAAUGUUCCUAAAAUGGUAUUUUGGGGCACUAGUCCAAUUCCGGACAGUAUUAUAUUGGGGAGAAUAAACUGUGACAUAAGCACCUUCUUUUCCUCUAUGAGGAGAUCUGUUAGCCUGGUGACAAGAUGUUGAUUCUGGGCCAUAUUAUUAACAGAUCAUGGACAUUCCUUUAUACAGAGAAUUUAUAUGAAAUCCACUGACUUUGCUUUCUAGUGGCCAAAGGAUUGGAAGUUUGCCAUACAAUAGACUUUUUCCCCCUUGUUCUUCCUUUCAUUUUUCUUUUUGAUUGUUGCCUUUUAUAUACAGUUGGAGUUUAUCAUAUUUCUAAGUACAGGUUUCAAUGUACAGUGCUUUCUAAGUGGUGUCAACAUUGUAACUGAAACAAAAACUGUCUGCAAAAUUCUUGACCUAAAUGUAUUUUUAUAUAUUUUUUCCUGUGCUCUUAAACCCACAUUUAUGGGACAUUGCAUCACAUGUAACUUUCCUUUAUAACCUUUGUGGUUUUCUACUUUUAUUUGGAACUAAAUGUUAUGAGUCACUUGUAAUAAAUUGCACUGCUGUAAUAGUCAAAUCUGUGAAAUAGAAUAAAAGGUCUUGUAAAAUAAGUAGCAUAAUUGGGUUUAUCCGACAUUAUCAGCUAUCCAUAACUGUCAAAGACUUGCUGUAUUAUCCUUGGAAUGAAUAGCUGACAAUAACGGUUGAUUUUGAGAAUAAUUGACAAUAAAUGUUUAUUUCAAGAAUAA
Messenger RNA from Caretta caretta (loggerhead turtle), 4378 nucleotides. Lineage: Eukaryota; Metazoa; Chordata; Testudines; Cheloniidae. The record is from RefSeq and is a predicted model, not a curated record.